AGGAGCUGGUGUCCCCUGGCUGCGGGCGGGGGGAGCACGGGCAGGACCCCCUGCCCGCCCCACAGGCAGCUCCCACUUCCAGGCUGGCGCUGCGGCCCAGCGGGGCCGGUUCUGGCCCCCCCGGGCUCCCCACCCCCCUGGGAAAGCCGGGCGGCUCCCGGGGCUCCGUCCCUGCUGCCAGGUGCCCAGCCCCGGGGCCUCUCCAAGUGUCUCCGUGCCAGCCGGGAUCCAGCAGCUCCUCCGUGGGGCUGCAGGUGCCCCGGCAGAGCUGCGCCCCCCCCCCGGCGGCCCCCGCCAACCCCCGGGCCGCCCCCCGCCACCCCCCCGGCCUUGAUGAGCUGCGUGGAGCCCCUGCCGAGGCAGCCGCCCCGAGCAGCCCCGGGCAGCCUGCAGACACCGGUGGUCACCAACCACCUGGUGCAGCUGGUGGCAGCGGCCAGCAAAGCUCCCGGAGCCGCCCCCCGUCUGCCGCCGCAAGGCAACGCUCGGCGGUUCCCGGGGCCCGCGGGGAUCCUGCCCCAGCAGCACGGUGCGAAGCUCCCGGAGGAGAUCCUUGUCUGCGCCCCCCGCACGCCGGCUCACGGGGCUGCGGCCAAGCGGCGGUCGGAGGGGUUGCCCAGCUCCUCACUGCCCACAGAAGAGGAUUUUGGGAAGGGCCCCUGGCUUGCCAUGAAGACAGAGAUGGGGCUGGACGAGAGGGACCCCGGCUGCUUCCUCAGGACCUACAGCGUGGUCAUGGUGCUGCGGAAGGCGGCCUUGAAGCAGCUCCCGAAGAACAAGGUCCCCAGCAUGGCCGUGAUGAUCAAGACACUGACCAGGACCAAUGUUGACGCUGGUGCCAUGUUCAGGGACCCGACAGGAGAGAUGCCGGGGACGGUGCAUCGCCUGCUGCUGGAGGAGAGGCAGGGCGAGCUCAGGCCCGGCUCAGUGCUGCUGCUGAAGCAGGUCGGAGUCUUCUCCCCAUCCCACCGCAACCACUACCUCAACAUCACCCCCACCAACCUGCUCAGGAUCUACCCGCCGGAGCCCGAGAGCGGCUUCCUGCGGCCGCCGCCAGCACGGCGGGAGGUCCAUGCCCAGGCUGGGCCGCUCCAGGACCACCCUGCACCGCUCCCCGGGGGUGUCCCUGCCCCUGGGGCCUGGGGUCAGUCAGGGACGGGCAGCACAGAGCAGGCUCCUGGGGGCUUCUCCCUGCACCCGCAGAGCCCCAGGCCCAGGCGAGAUGAGGCAGCGGGAGCUGACGGCUGCGACACGGAUGACCUGGACGGGCUCCUGGGAGAGCUGCCCGAGGAUUUCUUCUCUGCUGCAGCUCAAGCCGACUGCUGCUGACCCCGGGGAGCUGCGGCACAACCGUGGCACCAGGGAGACGGCUCCUGCCGGUGCGCUCUGGCUGCACCGCGGCCCAGCGAGGGCGCCAGGCGGGCAGGCGCUGCCCCGGCCACGCGCGUCCUGCCUUCUCUCUUGUGUUUGUUGUGGAGCAAGAGCCGGGGGAUCCCGGGGGUGCUGCGGGACACGGCCGCAGUGCCUGUCCCCGCUCCUGCGGGCGGGCUGGUCCCUCCCUGCUUCUCCACCUGCAUUAAAGGGCUGUUCUGUCCCUGC
Molecule: messenger RNA, 1599 nt
Organism: Columba livia (rock pigeon)
Lineage: Eukaryota; Metazoa; Chordata; Aves; Columbiformes; Columbidae
Gene: HROB
Product: homologous recombination factor with OB-fold
Exons: 8
Coding region: 334-1329 (331 amino acids)
Biological process (GO): recombinational repair
Source: RefSeq, a predicted model, not a curated record